This is a messenger RNA of Panthera uncia (snow leopard), 438 nucleotides long. RefSeq names its product 60S ribosomal protein L32-like. NCBI's taxonomy places the organism in Eukaryota, Metazoa, Chordata, Mammalia, Carnivora, Felidae. The transcript has a single exon. The record is from RefSeq and is a predicted model, not a curated record. Gene Ontology annotation, biological process: translation. Gene Ontology annotation, molecular function: structural constituent of ribosome. Bases 1 to 438 code for a protein of 145 amino acids. Gene Ontology annotation, cellular component: cytosolic large ribosomal subunit; ribosome.
AUGGCCACCCUCAGACCUCUGGUGAAACCAAAGAUCAUUAAAAAGAGGACCAAGAAAUUCAUCCAGCACCAGUCAGAAAUUCAAUAUGUCAAAACUAAGUGCAACUGGAAGAAACCCAGAGACAUUGGCAAUAAGGUGCACAGAAGAUUCAAUGACCAGAUCUUGAUGUCCAACAUUGGCUAUGGGAACAAGAAAGUAAAGUACAUGCUGCCCAGUGGCUUCCAGAAGUUCCUAGUCCACAACAUCAAGGAGCUUAAAGCACUACUGUUCUUCAGCAAAUCUUACAGUGCAGAGAUUGCUCACAAUGUCUCCUCUAAGAACUGUAAAGUCAUUACGGACAGAGCAGCCCAGCUGGCCAUCAGAGUCACCAAUUCCAGUGCACGCUGCACAAUGAAGAAAAUGAAUAGACAGCUUAUGUGCAUGUCAUAUUUGUGUUAA